Strigops habroptila (Kakapo) is the source of this 2563-nucleotide messenger RNA. RefSeq names its product cystatin A (gene CSTA). The transcript has 4 exons. The record is from RefSeq and is a predicted model, not a curated record. Gene Ontology annotation, cellular component: cytosol. Gene Ontology annotation, molecular function: cysteine-type endopeptidase inhibitor activity. The coding region runs from base 2172 to 2468 and encodes 98 amino acids. NCBI's taxonomy places the organism in Eukaryota, Metazoa, Chordata, Aves, Psittaciformes, Psittacidae.
GAAGGAGAAAAUAACUUUGCUGGGUUUUUUUUUUUUUGAGUACUUCAGAUCUGCUUGUGAAACAGGAUGUUUUGUGAUUGUAUGUUAAUGGCACUGGUAUGACCUGUGGGCCCUACUAAAAGGCAAGUAAAAUCUCUGUCUAGUGACCCCUGUCCAUUCUAAGAUCCUGCUUAACCUGCGAUUGAAUCCUGCUUCAACUGUACCAUCAAGGUAGUCACAAAAUUACUGGGCUGCUUGACGUCAUAUGAGAAUCAAAUCACGGACCCCACAAAUACCAGGAUUUCAUCUUUUUCCUGGUUCUAGCUUUUAUUUCUGCAAGUAAAGGCACAACUGAUGCCCCUGCCCAGAGUCGAGAUCUGCUGCAGGUGGCUUGCCCCACUCUGGGGGCUUUCUCAUUGCUUGGAAGAGGUAAAUAUAGGUGGGCAGAUCCUGUUUGCUUGGGAAGUCCUCUCAAGUGUGAGCUGCUUGUUUUCUCCUGUGAAAUAGAUGUAUUUUUUCUGGCACUCAGUGCUGUUGUCUUCUGCAGCCUGUAGGCAUGAAAGACUGAUGAAAUAGGUAAUCUCUUUACAGAAGAUGUUUAAGGGUAGAAUUUGAUUGUCUUGGAGCAGACUGAGGGGAAGUGGCUCUUUACUGGUACCAGAGGCUCAGCACAGUCUGGGAUAUGAUAAUUUUGUGCUGCUGAAGUUCAGGUUUCUAUUAAUCCUCCCUGAUGUACAAUGGCAGAAAUCUGAAAUCAGGAGGGGAAACCUUUUAUGCAGAGCAGCACAUUGGAAGUCAAGGCUGUUGUUACUGUAAUGACAACAAACAGAUCUUCAGUUGGUAGAUGGAGGGCUGCUUUCUUUUGGCAGCUCUUAAAAUGGUGCAGACUGUGUGUCAUUUCAUCCAGCCACAAUUACGUGCCUUGUCACUGUGAAACCAGAAGACUGACCUACUGACUUAGCUUUCACAAUCAUUUCUACAGACCUGACUUCAUUUCUGGUUUCAAAAUAACUCAUAAAUUCAUAACCCUGGGGUUUGGGUUUUGUUUGUUUUGUAAUGUACUUAUGUUUUUAUUGCCUAUAACUUCUGCUUCCUAAAAUUGCUUAUACAGGACCAGAGAGUAGUGGCCUGCAAGCUAUAAACAUUUAUUUCUUCAUUACUGGGGUAGUGCAAGAUGUUACUUGGCUUUAAAACUAUAAAGUGCUGUUCUCCCAGCACAGUUAAGAGCAGUACAGUUAAGAGCAGUACAGUUACGUGUAGAGAAAUUGCCAUUGUGCAAAUGGUGAGCACAGGCUGGAAUGGUAUGUAACAUCGAACAGGUCUCAAAUACUGAAGUGUAGACACUGGCUUGUCCAUGUUGUGCAAGAGGUGGAAUGAGGGUGGCUGUUCUUUUCAAAACAGUUCUAAAUGCUGUUUCAGUACAUCCAAAGCUUAAUAAUUAGAGAGAGGUGUAGAUGAGGUUGCCUUGGAUAGUCCGUUGCCACUGAUCAUCUUUGAUAGCAGGUCUGUGAAACAAUCAGCAUUUCAAAGUGACUUCAUGAACUACAUGUGCAGGAUGAGUGCUGCAUCCACAUCUUAGAAAUAUCACUGGAUUUUGGGGGAUGUCCAUUAGCACUCGCAUGGAAAGAAAACAGAGUUGCCUGUGUAAUCUUCAGCAUCAGCUUGAUGACAAUUAGUGUUGAUUUUCCUUCCCUUCUGCACCAAUGUGUGCAUUCAGGAAGGAAAAAAAAAAGGUUGUUCUUACACUUGGAAGUCAAAAACCAGCAAACCCUGAAAUAGGGAGUCCGGUGAAUGAUUUCCAUACAACAUUAACUUUUUUAGUUUCAUACCUAGAGUUUUCUCAAGGUUAAAAUUUAAUCCUCUUAGUCUUUGUGCUCAUGUAUAUUUCUUAUUAAUCAGAAUCAAGAGUUCUCCAGGGGAGUAGUGCUGCUGUGGGGAUCUUAUCGACAUCCCUUCCCAUGGGAGUUAGUGAGAUCUGCAUCCUGGUGUGGAGAGGUUUAUAAAAUACCCUGGUGUAGCACUGGUGCCACGUGGUUGUUGGACAUACCCCAUGGCUUGUGGCCUCAGUAAGGUCAUAUGAUUCCAUGACACAUGUGUAUGUAUAUAUAUGAGAUGCCUGCUGACUCUGCUCAGACCGCACUAAACUUCCCUCUUCAGAACCACUCAGCAUUUCAGAGAAGUUACCUGCCACUAUGAUGCCUGGGGGCUUAUCUGAGACCAAGCCUGCUACUCCAGAAGUCCAGGAUAUUGUUAACGAGGUGAAGCCGCAAUUCGAAAGCAGGGAAAACAGAACAUAUGGCAUCUUUAAAGCCAUAGUAUAUAAGACUCAGGUGGUCGCUGGGACGAACUACUUUAUUAAGGUCCAAGUUUCUGAUACCGAGUAUGUCCACUUAAAGGUGUUUCAGAGCCUUCCUCAUGAGAACCAAGGUCCCAGCCUUGUCAGUUUUCAGACUGGCAAAACCAGAGAUGAUCCUCUGACCUACUUCUGAGAGGCAAUGUGGAAUGGUGUCUUACUUCUACAAGUUGCAUGUGGAUUCUGCCUGUGUCAGUAAAUGCAUGCAUAUAAAAUAAGUUUUGAAAGCUA